AUGCCUGGGAGGGUACUGCCGACGUUCACCUCUGCCGAGGUUCAAUCCCACAACACCGCGGACUCAUGCUACAUCACUCUGGGGCGCAACGUGUACGAUGUGACUGAUUUCCUCGAUGCGCACCCUGGAGGUGGAGACCUAAUUCUGGAAUACGGAGGCAAGGAUACAACCGAAAUCUUGAAGGACGAGAUCUCUCACGAACACUCCGAGGCCGCCUACGAAAUUCUCGACGAAUAUCACAUUGGAUUUGUUGGCGAGGCUACGCCGGGAAAGACAGCCACCAUCGUGGAGACUGUGACCGAGACUGAGAAUGGCCCCAUCUAUGCGUCCACUGGAAUGUCCCGUGCGGAGGAUCUGUCGGUUGACACGGACUACACUCAAGAUUUCAAGACCCACAAGUUCCUGGAUCUCAACAAGCCGCUGUUGAUGCAACUAUGGAGGAGCAAUUUCUCGAAGGAAUUCUAUCUUGAACAGAUCCACCGGCCUCGUCACUACCGAGGAGGCGAAUCAGCCCCUCUGUUUGGCAACUUCCUCGAGCCUCUCAGCAAGACUUCGUGGUACGUCGUGCCUAUUGUCUGGCUGCCCCCAGUCUUCUACUUGCUUUCAGUCGGAGCUGCCGGGCUAGGUACAUCCACUGCCGCUGCUUAUUUCACUGGCGGCCUGUGUCUUUGGACCUUGAUCGAGUACCUGAUGCACCGAUUCCUCUUCCAUCUUGAUGGCUGGCUCCCUGACAACCGAGUGGGCCUGACUCUUCACUUCUUGCUCCACGGAAUUCACCACUAUCUUCCCAUGGAUAAAUACCGUCUUGUGAUGCCACCGACCCUAUUCGUCGCUCUCGCUGCGCCGUUCUACAAGCUGGCCCAUGCGGUCUUCUUCUACAACUGGUAUGCCGCUGUAUCAGUGUUCUGCGGCGGAGUAUUCGGGUACAUCUGCUAUGAUCUCACCCAUUACUUCCUCCACCAUCGCAAACUCCCUUCAUACUACCAGAGUCUCAAGAAGUACCACCUUGAGCAUCACUUCGCUGAUUAUGAAAAUGGAUUCGGUGUUACCAGUCGAUUCUGGGACCGAAUCUUUGGUACCGAGUUGGUGACUCCUCCUCCCAAGGGGGCUAAGGCCCAGUGA
Penicillium salamii is the source of this 1122-nucleotide messenger RNA. Lineage: Eukaryota; Fungi; Ascomycota; Eurotiomycetes; Eurotiales; Aspergillaceae. The record is from the annotation of a GenBank genome assembly.